Molecule: messenger RNA, 1338 nt
Organism: Hypomesus transpacificus
Lineage: Eukaryota; Metazoa; Chordata; Actinopteri; Osmeriformes; Osmeridae
Source: RefSeq, a predicted model, not a curated record
ACUGUAUGCAGUUGCAUGUAUGGUCAUAUUUGGAUUCAUAACUCGUAUGAAGUUCUAUGCUGAUCCAACCAAAUCAGAAGAUCUUUGUCUUUCACUUCACGUGUCAAAUGAGACCCUCACCCCUCUAACUGGCACCAGACAUCUACUGGUGUCCGCCUACUUGGAGCGCAGGUUGGAGGAGAACAUGGUGCGAAUUAUCAGUGUGUUCAAGAGAGACUCAGUCCAGGAUCUCUUCUGUGUGUUCUGCUGCGUUGAUAAUGUGUCCACCUCGCCCGCUCAGGUGCUGAUGCACUCUGAUCGCUUUGGCUUCCCCUUUGCUACCGCCGACAUCCUCUGUAAGAUUCCUGCUUACUGCAGCAUUGUGCCAUAUGUCACGUUGACGCCACAUGCCAAUGUCAAUAGUACACUGAAGCAGCCCUUCCUCCCCGUCAAAAACCUGCUGAGUGGAAAGAAGAAAGAGGAGGAGGACUACCAGUUUAACUUCACCGUCUGCAUCUCCAACCUCUUUGGGAACUACAACAAUGUGCUUCAAUUUACCCAGAGCCUAGAGAUGUACAGAUUACUGGGUGUUGGCAGGGUGGUGGUGUAUAACACUAGCUGUGGACCAGAGCUCGACAGGCUGCUGAAGAGCUACAGUCAGGAGGGCUUUGUGGAGGUGCUGCCCUGGCCCAUUGACCUUUACCUCACUCCAUCCCCUGGCUGGAAACCAGAAUGUGGAGGAGUUUUUAUGAUCCAGAACCAUAUAUUCCCGAAAACCCAGUUUGAUCCGAGUGGAAGGUACCAUGUACCCUACUGGGGGGUGCCCGGUGUCAACAUUUUGGAGCACAUCUACAGAGGAGCCAAACUGGAAAACAUACACCCAUUCAAGAUGGUAGUCCAGCCAAGAGGGUUGGUGCAGACAUCAGUGCACAGCGUACUGCACAGCUUCAAGGAUGUGGUGAAGGUUCCCCCAGACGUGUGUCGGAUCAUCCAUGUCCGAGUUGCCCUGCAAAAAGCACUGACAAAGAAUGAACUACAUCAGGAUACCAGAUUAUGGGACUACCACAGACAACUGAUCCCCAACGUGGACAAGGCCCUAAGGAGGGCAGGGCUCCUGAAGUGAAAGGGUUUGUGGAUACCUGGCGGUAUCCAUUGUAGCUUAAAGGAUGUAAAGACCCUAGAACUCUGACGAUGUCAAUUGUCAUUUUAUAUCAGUGUCAGAUAUAUCAGCACCAUCUAGUGGUACUUCUUUGCUAUGGCACUCACCUGUUUCCACACGAAUCUGCUGAUUGCAGUCCCAUGAAUGUAAUGGUAAUAUAAAAUCUAAUGUAUACCCUACAAGAAAUUCAAUAAAAUCAU